Molecule: messenger RNA, 228 nt
Organism: Cylicocyclus nassatus
Lineage: Eukaryota; Metazoa; Nematoda; Chromadorea; Rhabditida; Strongylidae
Source: the annotation of a GenBank genome assembly
AUGAGAUACUUCUGUAUGAGAAUCGCUGUAAUAUUUUUUGUUAUUCUUGGAACAAUAGCAAAAGUCUCGAAGAAGGACACACCAACUUGUUUGAAAUAUGGUGGUCUAAACAAUGAGAUGCACCGAGUGCUCCAAAAACAUUUGAUACAUCAUCAUUUCAAAGUAUUGUUGAAAAAAAGUUGCAACUAUGCACUUAGAAGUAAAUAUUUUGUUGGAAAGAAGCCAUAG